This is a messenger RNA of Pseudogymnoascus destructans, 3119 nucleotides long. RefSeq lists its product as uncharacterized. Lineage: Eukaryota; Fungi; Ascomycota; Leotiomycetes; Thelebolales; Thelebolaceae. Gene Ontology annotation, cellular component: nucleus. The coding region runs from base 374 to 2587 and encodes 737 amino acids. Gene Ontology annotation, molecular function: DNA-binding transcription factor activity, RNA polymerase II-specific; zinc ion binding; DNA binding. The record is from RefSeq and is a predicted model, not a curated record. The transcript is spliced from 5 exons. Gene Ontology annotation, biological process: DNA-templated transcription; regulation of DNA-templated transcription.
CGUUGACGACGGCUGUGUUGUUGGAGGAGAGUGGGAUUUCGAUCUUUCUUUCUCUCACUACUCUUACGUCUCGAUAUUCGCAUCUUCCAUCCUGUUUACGACGUUUACGAGGUUAUAGGCUUGAGCAGUACAGCAUCGAAGGACGGGCGCAUAAGUUACGUAUUGGACCCUGCGACGCACGAUAAGAGAGUGGAGAGGAAACGUAGCGCAUCUCUGCCUUGGGCCCGCACCUCCCACAGCAGCAGCAUUUGUCGCGCGAAUUCUUGAGAUCGAGAAAGAGAAAGCGCAUUCACUGUACGGAGGUUACAGGCUUCGCCACCUGUGCGCAUAUCUAUCUACAACCGGAACGGGAAAGUCACCACACAAACAGAAGAUGUCGCCGGCGCCCCCUUCGACGGGGUCGUCUACGGGGAAUUCUCCGGAUACGCAGUAUCGCGUGGUGAGGAAGAGGAAUAGGGUCCCAUUGUCAUGUGCGCCGUGUAGGCAUAAGAAACUAAAAUGCAGCCGCUCAAUCCCAUGUGAGAACUGCAUCCGCCGCGGUGACGCCGCCGGUUGCGCCUACGCGGCCCCAGGCCCGCGUCGCAAAGCCGCUCCCCUCGGCUCUUCACCCGACGAUAUGCAGAAUCGCAUCGACCGGCUCGAAGGGCUCGUUCUGUCCUUGAUGACGAACGGCUCGACUGCACCAGGACCGACAGCAGCGGUGGCGGCGGAGAGGAGCGGGAGUACCAGUACGAGUACGGCGGUGGAUGAUGGGGAAAUGGAGAAGAUUAAGGAAGAGGAAGAGUACGGAGAGGGGGACGAAGGGGGAGAGAGUGAUGUGGAUGCAGUGGCAAAUUCGUUUGGGGUGUUAAAAGUUGAUGCGGAGACGGAGAAGACGAUGUAUAUUGGAGAUUCGCAUUGGCACCUUGUGUUAUCUGAUAUCGCGGAAGUUCGCAAUUACUUCACCAACCAUAAACGCGAGCUCGAUAACCAGUACAAAAAAGUCAAUGAAACGAGCGCCGCGAGCCAGAUGCCGGAUUUCCUAUUCCAAGGGCUGGCACCCGCGACGGAGAUAGAGCUGCGCGCGGGCCUGCCGCCUCGCGCAAAGGUCGAGAAACUCGUUGCGCGCUUCUUCAACUCGCUCGAUCCGUUCGUGCAAAUGCUGCACCACAAGACGUUCUAUGAGCGGCUCGAGGCGUUUUUCGCGGACCCGAAGAGCCAGAGUUUGGCGUGGGUGGGUCUGCUCUACGCGACGCUGACGCUGGCAAUGCUGAGUUAUAGUAAGGUUGGGGAUGAGCCGCCGGAGUGGAAGGGGCGGACGAAUGAGCUCGCGGCGCAGUAUCGGGGAAGAACGGUCCAGUCGCUGGCGACGUGUGAUUAUACAAGGCCGAACGUGUAUACGGUCGAGACGCUUGUUCUAUAUGUACAUGCGGAGUACAGUAGUAGACUUGAUGUCGAUUUCGGGCUGUAUCUCGUUGUGGGCACAGUCGUCCAGGUUGCGAUGAGAAUGGGCUACCACCGCGACGCCUCACAAUUCACCAGCGUCUCCCCCUACGAAGCCGAGAUGCGGCGCCGUGUGUGGCUCAUAGUCCGCCAAAUUGACAUCAUCUUCUCCGCACAACUUACCCUCCCCAACAUUAUCAAGUCCUGCGACUGCGACACCCAACUCCCGCGCAACAUCUUCGACGACGAAUUCAGCACCACUUCCACCUCUCUCCCCCCUUCCCGCCCCCCCACUGAAGCAACCCCCAUGUCCUCCAUCCUCGCCAAGGGCCGCCUCGUCCUCUUGCUAGGAGCCAUAAUCGAAGAAACACAAUCCAUCUCCGGCCCCCAAGCCUCCUACGACACAACCAUGAAAUGGGACGUCCGCAUCCGCUCUGCGCGCAUGACCAUGGAACCACACCUCCGCUUCCGACCCCUCGAAGUCUCGGCUCUAGACCCCUCCUCGCUCAUCCUCCAGCGCUUCUACAUCGAAGUCCUCCACCAGAAAACCAUCUGCGUCCUCCACCGCCGCUUCAUCGCGCGCGCUCGCACGAAUCCGCGGUACGCGUACUCGCGCCGCGCGUCCGUAGAUGCCGCUAUGGCACUCCUCCGUAUCCAAGCUACGCUGCACCAUGAGGCGCAACCAGGCGGCCGGAUCAGCGAGGUGAUGUGGCGGCUGACUGCGUUACAAAAGCACGAUUUCCUCCUCGGCGCCAUGAUCGUCUCCCUCGAUCUCAACCACGACCGCGGUGGCGGCUCCUACACCUUCUGGACCGCCGAGCAACGCGCCGACAUGUUAUCAUCCCUCGAAACCGCGCUGGCGAUCUGGGAGGGCGACCAGGCGACUAGUAUGGAAGCGUACAAGGGCGCCAAGGUUCUGCGGAUUAUGGUUGAUAAGCUCAAGGCGCAGCAGAGUGAGGUGAACCAGGAGGUGGAUGAGGAGAUGCACCCGGAGCACUCGGCGGCGAUGACGCUGGGGAUGCUGUCGAGUGGGGGGGUGGCGGCGCCGCCGGCGUUCGUGGCGUCGAGUCCGGGGAUGUGGGGGGAGGGGUAUGGAGGGCCUAUGGAGGGGGUGGCGGGGGGGAGUUGGGUCAGUAUUGGGGGGUUGGGGGGGGUGCGAGUUUGACCGAUUUGCCUGAUAAUUUGGACUGGGCCGCUUGGGACCAAUACGUCCAGAUGGGCAGCGCUGUCGACCCUAACCCGCCGUACUUUCCGGGAGUGUAUGAUGCCAAUGCGCUGGAGAUGCAGAUGGAUCCCGCGUCCGGGACGGGCUUCGGCGACGGCUUCUUCAUGGGGGCGCAUACCCCCGGUAGAGGGUAAGGGGCCUAUCCUCACCGUUCACACUUUGCAAGUUCUCAGCUGGGGAGCGGGGAUUUAUAUUGAAGAGGCGCUGGAUAGAUGGAUCGAAUGGGAUGAGAUAGGGAUGUAGACAAGCAGGGAGCCGGACAUACCAGAUUCCCUCUUGGUUCCCUGAUGAGAUGACCGGUGUGCGCGGUCUUACGGCGUUUAUUGGGUCUGCUGGCACGGCUGGAUGGGGUGUGUGUAUUACUACAAAACGAAAGGAUUGGGAGGGGGGUUUCUCUACACUUGGGCGGGUAUAUGGGAAACGGGAUUCAGCUGAGCAUGGGAUAUUUACUGGGAUGAAGAGUGGCUAGGAU